This is a messenger RNA of Cottoperca gobio, 1092 nucleotides long. Its product is annotated as FH2 domain-containing protein 1-like. The record is from RefSeq and is a predicted model, not a curated record. The transcript is spliced from 4 exons. The coding region runs from base 550 to 1092 and encodes 180 amino acids. Lineage: Eukaryota; Metazoa; Chordata; Actinopteri; Perciformes; Bovichtidae.
UUCAAAACACCUUUGAGCUGUGCAUUCUCUAUACUCCUCUGAAGAAGCAACAAAGACUGCGAAACGUCAGGGUAACUUCUUCUACUUUACUGCACUUUGAAUUGACUCUUUUAGUGCAAAUUUUAAUACAACACAUUGUUUUAAUUGUUGUUUUAACUCUUUUUAAAUCUAAUUGUUAAUAAAGUAUCAAUUUUAUCGUUGGUGGAGGGUUCUACCUCUGGAGUUUUAACCUCUACAUGGAUAUAAACUGAACUUUUUGGAUGAUAAUACAAUUCAUCCAGUCUCUGGAGCUCUCCUCUGGGCUAGAUUUAAAUUCCAACAGGAAAAACACCUUUUUUGGACAAACUUUGGGCCUACUGGGACACCUAAGCCUCAAUAGGAUCUCGGGCUACCUAGCCACACAGGGGCCUAUGGGACUUCUCAACAUCGACAUCCCACUCCAUUGAGACAACCAACCACAGCGGACCAGGAUGACCAUCGACACCCUCAGGACUACCCCUCGGAAUUCACUGGCUCUUCAGAUCGCCAUAGGUUGGGCCAGGAAGCGCUAUGGCCCCAGGUGGUGCUGGUGCCCGGAUGGGCCCUGUUGGUCGGCAGAUCCCGAGGGAUUACUUACAACAGGGAGGGCCAGUGAUGAAAGGGCCUUUGAAGGUUAAACCUACCAUAAAAAGAACCCAUUCUGAACCCUCCACUAAAACAUCCUUUGGGAUCGUGUCGUCCGGACGGUCUUCUCCGGGUGCCAGCCCGCCUAUGGACCUGAGCCAAAGCCCUCCGGGUCCCUCGUCUCCCCCACCUUCACCUCCAUCUCCCCCACCACAACUCAUCUCUUCUUUGCCGGUAAUGUAUCGCCCCACGUACCACAUUGCAAGACCCCAAAGAAAACUCCAGGACUGGUCCUUUAAGGGACGUAAACCAGUCCUGGUGUUAGGCGACUCCAACAUCAACCGAAUACCGGCUCAUACUAAUUCACAAAUACAACUGGACAGCUACCCCGGUGCCACUGCAUACCAUUUCCUACAGCUUUGCGAAAAAGCUCACCCAAAUCCAUUCACCAAAAUAGUCAUCUUUUCCCAAUCAAAUUUCCCAUCAUGA